Gastrolobium bilobum is the source of this 867-nucleotide messenger RNA. RefSeq lists its product as uncharacterized. The transcript has 3 exons. NCBI's taxonomy places the organism in Eukaryota, Viridiplantae, Streptophyta, Magnoliopsida, Fabales, Fabaceae. The record is from RefSeq and is a predicted model, not a curated record. The coding region runs from base 32 to 367 and encodes 111 amino acids.
UUUUCUUUGCUCUUAUUUACCACACAAAAACAUGUCCAUGGAGAAAGAAAAAAUUAAGGCGAAUGUGAGAGUGGGAGGGAGCAAGCACGAGGUGCAGGUGCAUCUGCAGGUGAAUGCCAUCUUGGCUAUGAUAUACUUUUACUUCAACUUUUUGGUUUGGCCUCUUAGGGUGUGUUUUGCUUGCGCUUGGAAAAAGGUUACCUUUAUUCGAUUGCGGAGCUCGAGCUACGGCGAGUCAGAAGUGUAUGCUCAACAUAAAGGAAAAAGAAUUGAAAAUUAUAAAAAGCCUGUUGAUGCAAUUCCACACAGAGGAAAGUGCCAAGUUGCGCCUUGCUGCACAGGCCAAAUACCAGAGAAUUGGCGCUAGUUGGCGCCAGAGUGGCGCAAACUAGCGCCACACACAUUCAUGACCAGGAUUUGGCACUGAUUGUGCGGGUGCCAUGAAUGCAGUCCUUGAUUUGUGGAGUCACGGAUUUGGCGCUGAUCGUGUGGGCGUCAUGAAUGCAAUCCUUGAAUUGUGGAAUUUGAUGAAAAUGGAAAUUUAAUCAAAUUAAUGAGAGGAUUAUGACCCGAUUGAUUGGUGGAAUUAUGAGAAAAAUGGAAAUUUAAUCAGAAUUAAUGCAAGGAUUAUGACCUGAUUGAGUAGCUGGCUAUAUAAAGGAAGCAGAAACUCUAAAAGAAAAUCAUCUUUUGGCAAGGAGAAAUUGGAGAGGAAGCUCUCGGUGACUGAAGAUUCAAGACUUCUUCUUCUUCCGGUUUUACAUUUUCAUGAACUCUUUCUCAUUAUUUAAAUUGUCAGACAUGAAUAUGUCUGGCUAAUUUCUUUUAUUGUAGUUAGGGUCACAAACCUUAUGUGAACCCUUGUUA